This is a messenger RNA of Bursaphelenchus okinawaensis, 885 nucleotides long. NCBI's taxonomy places the organism in Eukaryota, Metazoa, Nematoda, Chromadorea, Rhabditida, Aphelenchoididae. The record is from the annotation of a GenBank genome assembly.
AUGUCAGUCCAUCAAUCUAACCUACAACAAUCAGCUAUUCUUCUUCUGAAUCGACUGAAAAUCGACCGAGAAAUCGCUGCGUUCUUUGCUUCGGACUACGAAACUUUGGACUGUCUGGAACACUGGUCCAGAUCAAAUUCACCCAUUGCUGAGCCAGCUCAACGUCUUCUGAAGCAAGUUAAGAAGAUGAAGUAUGAGAACUUGUACGAUCCAUUUGAUAGAAUGAAAUUAUCGAUCAGAAGCCGGUCGAUUUCUCCAUUCGAAAAGAAUUUCCAGGAUUCUGGAUUUGAUGAAAAUACUGUAACAUCGCCGAAUUACUCGGAGAACAGCCCUAACUAUCGAUAUGGUAUGGAAUAUAUGGAGGGUGGAAUGGUUGGCUAUGGGCAGAAGUACAGUCCAGGCACUCCGGGCAGCACUUUUGUUAAUAUGGUAAGGUUUUUGUAGAGUUGAGUAUUGUUUAGCAGGGUAGGGCGUUAUAUAGUAGGAUUGGAGUAAGUGAGGGCAGGGUAAGGUAGGGUGGGGUAAUGUAGGAUAGGGCGGUUUAGGGUAUGGUAUGGUAGGGUAUUAUGUGGCAGGGUAGAACAUGGUAUAAUAGGCUAGGGAAUGGUAGGGUAUGCUAAGAUAGGGAAUGGUCGAAUAAGAUAAUGUAAUCUUUUGAAGAUUUUAGUACCAUAACGGUCAAAAAGUACAUAGACCUUACUGUUAAUGAUUAACUAUCUUUAGGCCCAACCUUACAGUAUUCCUAAAAUGGACGACUAUCCUUUGGCCAGUGUUUUCUGUUCAAACUCGGAUGGACAAUCUGAUGAAAUGGCUCAUGUCUCAUUCACUUAUCAUGGUGAAAUGAGCCAGAAGAACUCGCCACUUUUAAUGCAAUUUAGUGAUUAA